Molecule: messenger RNA, 1069 nt
Organism: Meira miltonrushii
Lineage: Eukaryota; Fungi; Basidiomycota; Exobasidiomycetes; Exobasidiales; Brachybasidiaceae
Product: acetyltransferase
Exons: 1
Coding region: 337-1044 (235 amino acids)
Molecular function (GO): protein-N-terminal-alanine acetyltransferase activity; protein N-terminal-serine acetyltransferase activity
Source: RefSeq, a predicted model, not a curated record
GACUUCACCUUUAUAAGUUGACAUUCUAUCUUUAGUAAGGGAAUGACUUAGAGAUAAUAAACUAGUACUCAAACCAUAUCAACAUGUCAUGAUGAUCAUCAAUGAAUAAUCAACUAUACAGACAAACAGAUCAUGAUGCGGUAAGCCCGCCUGGUUUGAAUUCGGACUUAGCGUUUGAACACAAGACGCGUGCUGUGUAGAGCGUGCGGAUGAUUCGGCAUAAUGGAAAAGAUGGUAAUGACUCGAUCAGAAGAUUGUGUUUGACUCAUAUAAAAAUAUAUUCACAGCAUACAUCAAACCUUCACCUUUGCUCACCAUCUUCACCUCGCAAACAAGAUGAGUGUACCGGAAGAACAACCGGUAGGACCAUUAGUAGAAUCAAAGACGGUAGGAAAGGCACCAGAAAGAAUCGAAGGAAGAUAUGUUACCUUAGAGCAUUUAUCCGAGAAAUAUGUUGGACCAAUUUGGCAAAAGAUCAAGAAUGAUCCUCAAUUAUGGACUUACAUGUUAGAAGGACCAUUUGCGGAUCAAUCUGCAUUCCUAGAAGCAAUGAAAAAGAAAUGGGCAACUGAUGAUCCAUACACGUAUGCGAUCAUUGAUGUAAAAACAGGUGAGGCAUUGGGAUAUUUGGCAUUGAUGCGUUGGGAUAAACCUCAUCGAGCAAUCGAGAUUGGACAUGUGAUGUUUUCAAAAUCAAUUCAACGAACAAAAGGUGCAACAGAAGCAUUUUAUCUUGCAAUGACUGCCGUUUUUGGUGAUUCACUCAAUACACGUAGAUUGGAAUGGAAGUGUAACGCCCUUAAUGCACCUUCCAAAAGGGCAGCUGAACGAUUAGGAUACACGUUUGAAGGUGUUUUUAGAAAUCAUUAUAUCGUCAAAGGAAGAAGUCGUGAUUCGGCUUGGUUUAGUAUCUUGGAGACGGAAUGGCCUGUAAUUCAAAAAGCAUUUCAACAAUGGCUACAUCCUGACAAUUUCGAUCAAAAUGGUCAACAGAAACGAGGUCUCGUGGAUAUCCGUCAGACUUUAGUUGGAGAGCAGAAAUAAGAUUUGCAAUGUACUUUGUUGUAUG